This is a messenger RNA of Prorocentrum cordatum, 1413 nucleotides long. The record is from the annotation of a GenBank genome assembly. Lineage: Eukaryota; Dinophyceae; Prorocentrales; Prorocentraceae.
UCCCUCCUUCGUCCUCCCUCCUCGUUCGUCCUCCUCCUUCGUCCUCCUCCCUCCUUCGUCCUCCUUCUUCCUCCUCCCUCCUCCUCUUUGUCCUCCGUCCCUCCCUCGUCCUCCCUUCCUCGGCACCCCCAGCCAGCCGCGCCCCUUCCCUUCCUCUCCGCCCCGAUGCACCCCGCCACCUGCGUGCGCCGGCUGCAGCGCGAGCUGCGCAGCGUUCAGGAGGAGGGCGGCGUGUCGCCGACGAUCCACCUCGCGGCCCGCGACGGCGACAUCACCACGCUCGAUGCGCUGAUAUUCGGCCCCCCGGACACCCCCUUCGACGGGGGCGUUUUCCACUUUGUGAUAAAGGUGCCGCCGCAGUACCCGAUGGAGCCCCCAGAGAUAAAGUUCAUGAACACGGACGGGGGAACGCUGCGGAUCCACCCGCAGCUUUACGAGAACGGCAAGGUGUGCCUCAGCAUCCUGGGCACCUGGCACGGCCCGCGGUGGGUCGCGACGCAGGGGCUGCGGUCGCUGCUGCUCUCCGUGCAGUCGCUGCUAAACGAGGAGCCCCUGCGCUGCGAGCCUGGCAUGGAGGGCUGCUCGAUGGACGCGGUGGAGAGGGCCAAUGUCUUCAUAGCGCACGAGACUGCGCGCGUCCUGGCGCUCGCGGCGCUGGCGGAGCCAAGCUGGGGCGCGUCCGGGUCGGCGGAGGAGCUCACCGCCGCGGCGCGCGCCCAUGUGCGGAGCCGCCGCGCGCCCGUGGUGCAGCGGCUCGUGGCGCUGGCGGAGACGUACGACGGCCGCGGCGUGGAGACGCUCUUCGCCUCCCUGCCGGCGUCGCGCUCGCGCAGGUACGGCUUCGGGGAGCUGGCGCGAAGGCUGCGGGAGGAGCUCGGGGAGCCGCUGCCCCGCGCGCCCCGGGCCGCCGAGGGCGAGGGGUCCGAGCAGGACGGCAGCUGCUCGAGCAGCGGGGACGAGGGCGAGAGCCCCUGCUGCCGCAUCUGCCACACGACCGAGGAGGAGAGCGAGGCGCCGCUGGUGCGGCCCUGCAGGUGCUCGGGCAGCAUCGCCCUCGCGCACUCCGACUGCCUCCUUGCCUGGAUGCGGCACACGCCGCCGAAGUUCAGCGAGGGCGGCGAGUUCCGCUGCGACCUGUGCGGCGCGCCCCUCCACGUCCGGCUGGGGCGCAGCGAGCCCGUGGGGCUGAGAUACCUCAACAGGUCUCUCGACGAUCUGGAGGGGGACGGGGAGAGAGAGAUCACGGCGUUCGACGCCUGCGGGCUGGCGUACAUCCUUGUGCUGUCCAUGGGUCAGGUGCUGUUCAGUGCGCUGGCGGGGGUCAUGGCCGAGACGCUGGGCUGGCUGGCGGAGCUCCUCUGGUGGCCGCCGGCACUCGUGCUCCCGGAGCGGCACCCCGCCUUGACGAAGUAG